This is a messenger RNA of Sphaerulina musiva SO2202, 996 nucleotides long. RefSeq lists its product as uncharacterized. NCBI's taxonomy places the organism in Eukaryota, Fungi, Ascomycota, Dothideomycetes, Mycosphaerellales, Mycosphaerellaceae. Bases 1 to 996 code for a protein of 331 amino acids. The transcript has a single exon. The record is from RefSeq and is a predicted model, not a curated record.
AUGAACUUCCCGGACUCGUUGCGGAGACCCGUGUUCCGUCUUCGACUUUCAUCUGCGGUACCGACGCUGUUCAUUCAUCAUUACCGUUGGAAAUAUUCCCUUUUCGCCGGUAGAUUGAUAGAUAGAAACCGGAGUAGGCAAAAUAAAACUCCUAUACGAGUCUGCUUCUCCUGUAAAGAAAAAGAAAAAGAAGAAAGAUACAAACCCGCCCCGGGACUUUCUAACUUGCUUCCACCACCACCCCAGCCAAAAAGACAAAAGACAAUGUCCCCUAAUCCAAGCACCAUCAUCCUAGCUCUAUGGCGUGAUGCCACCGCUGCCGCUGCCGAAGAAUUGAAAAUCUCCUACGCGACAAAAUACCCUCGAGCCAAGAUCUUUUUACUCCGAGGAGGAGGAGGAGGAGGAGAAGAAGAAAACAAGCAGCAGCAGCAGCAGCAGCUACUUCUUCUAGCUGAUAAAAAUCAAAAUGAUAAUGAUAAUCAUAAUAAUAACGACGACGACGACCACCUCCUCCUCUCCACAACCAAAAAUUCCAUCCUCAUACACAUCUCCGACCACCACGCCGCAACUCAAAUUUGCCAAUUCCUUCGAACACAUCUCUCGCGAACUGGCAACGUUCUCGAUGUUAGGACUGUUAUUUUCGACCAUAAAAACAAGCCACCACCAUCCACAUCUCUGAGGCGUUGGUGGAUUCUUCCCUCUUCUUUACUGUGGUGCUGGUGGCCAAGCAAUUUCAUAUCUUUCCUCGCAAUCUGGAUUUUCCGUCGAAUGGUAGGAGGAGGAGGAGGAGAUGAGAGUCUUUAUUGUCGUUGGACUUGGAUACGACAUGAUUUUGUGGAUGGGGGGAUUUUGCCUGGGGAUGUGAGGUUGGAGUUUUUGGGGAGGAAGUCAAUGAUGAAGAAGAAGGAGAGGGAGGAGAGGAAUGGUGAUGAUGAUGUUUGUGAAGAAGAGUUGUUGAUUGGGGGUGGUGUAUGGUUUUCGGAUUGGGUGGGUUGA